Molecule: messenger RNA, 913 nt
Organism: Cydia fagiglandana
Lineage: Eukaryota; Metazoa; Arthropoda; Insecta; Lepidoptera; Tortricidae
Product: calphotin-like
Exons: 4
Coding region: 63-863 (266 amino acids)
Source: RefSeq, a predicted model, not a curated record
AUUAAUUUAUCUGGUGUGACCACUGACCAGUACGUUUAAUUCCAGCAAAUAUAAAUUUCACAAUGAAAUUCUUCGCCGUUUUCGCUGCCGUACUGGCCCUCGCGGCCGCCGCGCCCACCACGCAAUGGACCCUCAACGAGCUGUCUGAGGCCAUCCAGAACCCGGCCACCCCCGCCGAGUAUCUGCCCUACCUCGAGCAGGCCCUUAACAGCAUGAUGGAAAUGCUCUUCGCUGGCCAGCCUGUUGACUCCACUGUCGUGCUCACUCCAGUCGGUCUCCUGCCCGUCGAGAUCGCCUCCCCCGCUAUCGUGAUGCCCGUGGAGGUCGUCGACACCCCCAUCGCCCCCGUCGCCCCCGGCGUCGUCGCUGAGCCCAUCGUCCCCGCCGCCAUCAACGACGCUUCUGGCAACCCCCUUGUCCAGAUCAUCGUCAACAUCAACCAGGAGUCCUCCGCCGCCGUUGAGGUGCCCUCUCCCGUGGUCGUCCCUGAGGCUCCCGUUGAGAUCCAGCCCACCCCCGUGAUCGUCGUCGACGAGGCGCCGAUCCAGCCCACACCCGUGGUAGUCGUCGAUGAGGUGGCCGUCGCUCCUACCCCCGUUGAGGUGGUGGACGCUCCUAUCGCCGUUGAGGUCGUGCCCGCCCCCACUCCCAUCGAGAUCGUGCCCGCCCCCACUCCCAUCGAGAUCGUGCCCGCUCCCACUCCCAUCGAGAUCGUGCCCGCCCCCACUCCCAUCGAGAUCGUGCCCGCCCCUGAGAACCCCGUUGACGUGAUCGCCAUCGAGACCCCCGAAGUCAACCCCGCUGAUCUACUGGCGCCCGCGCCCGUCGUCGCCGCCGGCGAUGCUGAGGGUGACCGCGUCUAAACUUAAGAAUUUUAUGUGAAAAUAUAUUGAUUUACUUUUAUACAGAACAA